GAGAGAGUUCGCUUGCUUUGGCUGCACUCCGAAAAAGCCGAAAAUUCUGCGAAGAGCAUGAACGGCGGGAGGAGCGGAGCGAGGGGAGGAGGAGGAGGAGACGACGGCGACGACCGGGGGCUCCUGUGGAAGCUCCCGGCGGUCCGAUCGAAGCAGCUCGGCAAGCUGGGCCCCGCCUUCGGCGUCGGCGCCGGCUGCGGCCUCGGCGCUGGCCUCGGCCUCAUGGGCGGGCUAGGCUUUGGUCCUGGAAUUCCUGGUUUGCAGCUUGGCUUUGGGAUAGGGGCCGGAUGUGGUGUUGGUGUGGGAUUUGGUUAUGGCGUUGGAAGGGGGAUCGCCCAUGAUGAUACUCGUAGAUACUCGAAUGUGGGGAAUCUCUUUAAUGGUUCAGGAAGUCUUCCUACUCAGGAUGAAAUUGGUGCACUUGUUGAUGAUCUGGUAAUCAACACGAAGAAGCUCAUCAGUGCAACUUCAAGAGAAAUUGACAAGUGGAGGAGAUGAUUUCAGUUACUUAAGUUGAUGCAGACAAAUGGGGAUAUAGUUGUAUAGCAUCCAUAUGUUCUAACCGAAUUAUGUUUCAGUUUGAAGUUGUUGAAUCCAUGAAUGCGGAAUACAUUGUAUUGAUUAUAUUUAUCAUUGAGCUGCGUAUGCAGCAUUCCAGGACCACUUGAAAUUGCAGUUCUUCUAUUUAAA
Molecule: messenger RNA, 690 nt
Organism: Eucalyptus grandis
Lineage: Eukaryota; Viridiplantae; Streptophyta; Magnoliopsida; Myrtales; Myrtaceae
Product: glycine-rich cell wall structural protein 1
Exons: 3
Coding region: 58-498 (146 amino acids)
Source: RefSeq, a predicted model, not a curated record